This is a messenger RNA of Mesocestoides corti, 411 nucleotides long. Lineage: Eukaryota; Metazoa; Platyhelminthes; Cestoda; Cyclophyllidea; Mesocestoididae. The record is from the annotation of a GenBank genome assembly.
AUGGCACGUACGAAGCAAACCGCUAGGAAGAGCACAGGAGGAAAGGCCCCGCGCAAGCAGCUGGCCACAAAGGCCGCUCGCAAGAGUGCUCCCGCCACGGGAGGCGUGAAGAAGCCCCAUCGUUAUAGGCCCGGAACGGUUGCGUUGCGUGAAAUUCGUCGGUACCAGAAGAGUACGGAACUUCUCAUCCGCAAGAUGCCCUUCCAGCGCCUCGUUCGUGAGAUCGCACAGGACUUCAAGACCGAUCUUCGCUUCCAGAGCUCAGCAGUCUCUGCUCUACAGGAAGCCAGCGAGGCCUACUUGGUUGGUCUUUUUGAAGACACCAACCUGUGCGCCAUCCACGCCAAGCGCGUCACAAUCAUGCCGAAGGACAUCCAGCUGGCUCGCCGCAUCCGUGGUGAGAGGGCUUAA